This is a messenger RNA of Saprolegnia parasitica CBS 223.65, 735 nucleotides long. RefSeq lists its product as hypothetical. The record is from RefSeq and is a predicted model, not a curated record. NCBI's taxonomy places the organism in Eukaryota, Oomycota, Saprolegniomycetes, Saprolegniales, Saprolegniaceae. The coding region runs from base 1 to 735 and encodes 244 amino acids. The transcript is spliced from 3 exons.
AUGCUGCGGACGUUCGAGCCGCCUUGGCGGCGUCGCAUCACGCCGCUUGCAUUGAGCCAAGAUGCCACGCAGCAUGCGAUCGAUAUCCUCGGCAAGGUGGAUUGGCCCUCGCUCCGCUACCUGAGCGUCCGCAACACGCGUGAGAUCGUCAUUCCGCUCUACGACAUUGCGAACGCCCUCAGCGCGUGUUCGUCGCUAAAAUCGGUGACCCUCUACCACUGGCUUUUGCCCGGCGCCCACUUCACGGGCGUCUGCCCGCACCUCUCGACGGCCUCACUGUGUCGAUUGACGUGCAAUGCAGAGUUUGUCGCGACCCUCCGGCACCGUGCUCGGGAAGAAGGGGUCUUGGCGCUGGCGCGCGCGCUGCCCGCGUGGAUGGCCCGUGGCCUUGAGACUCUGCGCCUCGACAACACAGGGCUCCAUGACAAGGACGCGAUUGUCCUUGCGGUCGCGCUCGCCUCUGGCAAGAACCGACGACCGCUGACGGUCGACUUGUUCGCCAACAACAUGACAAUUGCGUCGGCGCCCGGGCUGCUGACAGCACUCGGGGCGUGCCGCAAUGUCACGCUGCGUUUUGGCGCCGAUUUUGCGCAACGCAGCAUUUGGUCGGGCCACCGUCUGGACGGCGAUGAGAACAUCCGAGACCUCAUUCGAACGCACCAGCUCCAGUACGUGGUGUCGGAGCAUACCUUUUCGUCGCCGUCUCGUGUCUCGUCGCCGUGGCAGCUCGUCUAA